AUGAGGCAGAGUUUCGUGGCCCAGCUUGUUCAACCAUUGCAGCGUCAAAAGUGCAACAUGUGGCCGCACGUUAUCGUGGAGAAGGAUUGGACCCUUUCUGUUGACCAGUGCUGGGCGCAGCCGUUGAAGUUUCUCAUGCAUUUCAUUGAUUUGCUGGACAUACUUCGCCAUCGUGAUCGUUUCACCCGGAUUCAGGAAGCUAGACUUCAAUUCAUCGUCAUCAAUAGCAGAAGGACGUCCACAACCUUCUUGAUCUUCAAGGUCGAAAUCGCAAUGUUGAAAUUUUUGGAACCCAAGUCAAGCCGUCUGUUUGUUAACACUUCCCUGGCCAUGUACCUCACUGAUGUUUCGAGCAGCUUGCGCUGCAUUACGUCCAACAAUGAGUUGAGGCAAAAAAAGCAGGGGGCUGACAGAAGUGAGAGCAGGAAAGCUGUACCUGGUGUCGAUGGGAAUUUGCUUUUCCACACAGGCAGUUCUGUGGCAGCAACUUGCUUACCAGGCAGCGGGGAGGAAGCAAGCACUGUCGCAAGAUGCUUAACAGCAGGAUGGGAAGAGACGGGAGCUGGCAAGGAAGAACUGGCUGCCAGGCUCCAACAAGCAGAGAUCUCUCUCCUCUCCCAUGAGGCCUAUGCGAGCUACUGGGGACAAAAUACCGAAGAGACCAACAUCUGCAGGAGAGCUGUGGGGACAGCCUUUUUCAUGGGAGACUCUGGGUGGCUGCUGAUCUGUCAGAUUGAUGGGCAUUACAAGCUAGUUGGUAUUGCAAGCUGGGGCCAUGAAAAGUGCUGUUCAGAGUCACCAGUAGUCUACAGCAGUGUUUCUGCCUACUGGAUUUCAUCAGUUGCAAACCAAAACGUUUGAUUAACUUGAACAGGAACUUUUCAGGUUUUUGUGUAUUUUUCCUCAAUAAAAGAGUUGUGGUGUAGACUGGCUAAAUGUUUAUGAUUCAGGUCACAUUCCUGCACACCCUUCCUCUUUGGAAGUUCAAACUUGAGCACUCAGCUUCAGAAACCCUCUUUUUAAUGCAGCAAAGCUUGUGGUGCUGUAGUGCUGAUAUAAAUUCUAUUCCUGAAA
Molecule: messenger RNA, 1074 nt
Organism: Athene cunicularia (burrowing owl)
Lineage: Eukaryota; Metazoa; Chordata; Aves; Strigiformes; Strigidae
Product: transmembrane protease serine 3-like
Exons: 5
Coding region: 1-861 (286 amino acids)
Biological process (GO): proteolysis
Molecular function (GO): serine-type endopeptidase activity
Source: RefSeq, a predicted model, not a curated record